This is a messenger RNA of Mytilus californianus (California mussel), 1311 nucleotides long. Its product is annotated as prenylated Rab acceptor protein 1-like. NCBI's taxonomy places the organism in Eukaryota, Metazoa, Mollusca, Bivalvia, Mytilida, Mytilidae. The record is from RefSeq and is a predicted model, not a curated record. Bases 191 to 721 code for a protein of 176 amino acids. Gene Ontology annotation, cellular component: Golgi apparatus. The transcript has 7 exons.
AAGAAUUAAAGGCAAAGAAUGACAAAAACAUUUUGACACAUCACUGCAACAUCUGAAUACCAAAAGGUUUGUUGUGUUGUUUUGACAAGAAAUGACAGAUACGAAGUUGGAUUUUGGGAACAUAGCAGGAGACAUUGAUAUUCCAGAUAAACAAAGCUCUUUAAAAGGAAAAGGGAAAUAAAGAUAAAUCAUGCGUAUAUCAGGAUUUAAAGCCAGAAUAAUGUCUCUUUCACUAUCAAAUGUAUCAGCCCGUGAAUGGAUUUCCAAGACAAGAGAAGGGAUCAAACCAUGGGGAGAAUUUAUCAGCACCAGUAGGUUUAAAGUACCUAAAUCUGUAAAACCUGUACCAGGGAGAGUCAUGAAGAAUAUAGAACAUUUCCAGAGCAAUUAUAUGUUUGUUUUUCUUGGUCUGGUUUUAUUUUGUGUAUUGACAUCACCCAUGUUACUGGUUGCCAUUGCAGCUUGUUUGGGGGCAUGUUACAUCAUCAGUUUAAAAAAUGCAGAAAAUAAACUUAAAAUAUUAGGUAAAGAAUUAAGUGUAGGUCAGCAGUAUGCAGUAGUUGGUGUGUGUUCAUUUCCAUUAUUCUGGCUAGCGGGAGCAGGGUCGGCUGUUUUCUGGAUUAUUGGUGCUUCUUUCUUCUUUAUAAUGUUGCAUGCCUCUAUGUACAUGACACCAGAUGAGCAAGAGGCUGUAGAAUUAGAGAUGGAUGAGGUUGUGUGAUAGGAGGAAUACCAACAAUGAUUCAGUCAGUACGCUACGGGUGGCAUUAUAUGAUAGUGUCAAACAUUGGUUUAUGGGAAAGUUACAUUGGUUUUUACAGGAUGUCACAUCUAACUAAUACUUUCAUCUAUAGAGCAUUUAUGUGCAUUUCUACCAUCUAGGGUAUUACAUCAUGAUUCAGUCAGAAUACAUACCAUGUGGAGAUUAUAAUACGCAGUAAACUUGGCAGAAUUAGUUUCUCUUAUAACUUCUUACUGUUCUUUAUCAUUUUUCAUAGGGAAUUUUUGAUAGCUGGAAACAUGCAUUGUAUAACCCAUCAAAACAAGCAAACAUCUGUUUUCACUUUGGGAUAUAAAUGUUCAUUCAUUCUACUUCCACUUAUUAAAUGGGUUGUAUAUCCUUGUGUUUGUUUGUUUGUUCAUCCAUUUCAACGUCAGAACUGCAGCUACUAUAAGCUGGACUCUGUAUUCAAAUUCUCACAGAAACUGUUGUGGUGUUGUUUUUCUCUUCUUUUUAUUCAAAUGAUUUUUGGGUUUCUUUUUGUAAUACAAAUGGACUUUGAUAAAUCCUUAAAUACAGUGGGUUUUUUU